AAAACGUGUUUACUUUAACAAACAUUCUUUCUUCUUCUUCCCUUCGAUUCAAAUUUCUUCCCUUUUUUUGCUAUGAUUCUUUCUAAAAAACUCAUUUUUGUUCUGUUUGUGUCGAUUUCUGUGCUUCUAGUUCCGGCAAGUGCUAUCAGAGGUUUUCUUGAGAAGCCCAGAAAUACAAAGAAUGAUGGGUAUUUGAGCUAUGUUGAAUCUCCAGAGUAUCGUAAUAGUCAAGAAUGCCCAAUUUUAGAGUCGAAUUUGUUAAUUUGUGACCCAAAUUUGAUACAUGUAGCCAUGACUCUUGAUGUCCAAUAUUUUAGAGGUUCAGUAGCAGCAGUUCACUCUGUUCUCAAGCAUUCAUCUUGUCCAGAAAACGUUUAUUUCCAUUUUGUGGCCUCCAAGGAUUCCCAUUUUCAAGAACUGAGACAGAUGGUGAAGUUCAUAUUUCCAUCUCUGAGUUUCAAAGUUUACAUCUUUGAUGAAUUUCGUGUGAAGAAAUUGAUAUCAUCUUCGAUUCGUCAAGCUCUUGACAAUCCAUUGAACUAUGCUAGAACAUAUUUAGCUGAGAUUAUCGAACCGUGUGUUGAAAGGGUAAUUUAUCUUGAUUCUGAUGUUAUUUUAGUUGAUGACAUCCAAAAGUUAUGGUUAAUUUCUUUAACUGGUUCGAGAAUUAUUGGAGCUCCAGAAUACUGUCAAGCAAAUUUCAGAACAUAUUUUACGGACAAUUUUUGGUCUGACUCGAAACUCUCAAAGGUGUUUGAAGGGAAAAAGCCUUGUUAUUUCAAUACAGGGGUGAUGGUUAUGGAUUUGGGGAAAUGGAGAAAAGGGGAUUAUACUGUAAAGAUUGAGAAAUGGAUGAAGAUACAGAAGGAGAAGAGGAUUUAUGAAUUGGGAUCAUUGCCACCAUUUAUGUUGGUAUUUGGAGGGGAAAUUGAAGGAAUUGAUCAUAGAUGGAAUCAACAUGGGCUUGGUGGAGAUAAUUUGGUGAAUAGUUGUAGAACAUUGCAUCCAGGUCCAGUUAGUUUGUUGCAUUGGAGUGGUAAAGGGAAACCUUGGGUGAGGCUUGAUCAAAGGAAUCCUUGUCCAGUUGAUCUUUUGUGGGUACCUUAUGAUCUGUAUAGGCUUGGCUCAAUUGAUUCUUUUGACGAGCAAGAGCAAAGAGCGAUGCUUGUUUAAGCAUUACAAGUUAAAACUCUUUCCCGAUAAUUUUUUGAUUCUUUUUCUACAUUGGAAAGAAGUGAGAACUUAGAUCCAGUGUCAAGUACAGGGGAGAUUUUGAUGAGUCCCCUGUGAGCGAUUUCGUUCGUGUAUAAGAGCAAAUUAUUUUUGUAAAGCAAUUAUUCUUCCAUUAUUUUUGUGAUUAUCAGAAUUUUUACUUGAUAUUUUCUUUUUAAUCUUUGAUAAUAUUGUAAGAUAUAAUUUCCCUUGUGAAAAUGGUUUCAGCUCCAUGAUUUUGAA
Solanum dulcamara is the source of this 1455-nucleotide messenger RNA. RefSeq names its product probable galacturonosyltransferase-like 10. Bases 73 to 1173 code for a protein of 366 amino acids. NCBI's taxonomy places the organism in Eukaryota, Viridiplantae, Streptophyta, Magnoliopsida, Solanales, Solanaceae. The record is from RefSeq and is a predicted model, not a curated record. Gene Ontology annotation, cellular component: Golgi apparatus. Gene Ontology annotation, molecular function: glycosyltransferase activity. The transcript has a single exon.